CAGGAACAAAUUGGAAGCUCGGAGCAUGGAGACACCCGGUUAGAUGAUGACUUCUCUCCUCCGCAUUACACUGAUUCUCAGAGGCCACGCUCGGAGAAGGACGAAGGGUCAGCAUCACACCUUGAGCAGAAACAAAAUGGCUGCCCUCUAGAGGAGACGAGCAUUGGUAGACCAACUGAUGACAUUUCGGCAGAGAUGCCGUUCCCUCUGGGUUCUCCAGGAGAGUGUGAUGGAAGCGCCCCGUGUGAGGCUGGUGCUGACACGUCAGCAGAAGCAAAGAGUCCCUGCAGAACUGAGGGACAGGAGGAGGAGUUCAUCUGCACACGCUGUGGGAAGACGUUCCCGGACGCUCUUGAACUGAAGACACACAAGGAGCAGCACAGCGCGGGGAAACGGUUCAGCUGUUCAGAGUGCGGCAAGGGUUUCACUUCCUCCAGCAUCCUGGAGAAGCACAAGCAGGUUCACAGCAGGGAGAAACCAUUCACCUGCUCUGUGUGCGACAAGAGCUUCUCCCAGUCACACAUCCUCAAAGCUCACAAACACACUCACACAGGGCAGAAACAGUGCGCUUCUGUGGAGUGUGGAAAACGCUUCUCCUCUAAGAGUCAUCUUAAAACUCACCAGGUGACUCACACAGGAGUGAAAGCCUUCAGCUGCACAGUAUGCAAUAAGAGCUUUCUCUAUCCCAGUGUUUUAAAGGAACAUCAGAGAGUCCACACAGGGGAGAAACCACACCGCUGCAACCAGUGUGGGAAGAGCUUUGCCCAUCGUUCUCAUCUUAAAAGCCACCAAACGGUCCACACAGGAGAGAAACCCUUCACUUGUGAGCAGUGUGGAAAGUGCUUCUCCCUGAAGAGCAGUCUUAAAAUUCACCAGAGUGUCCACACAGGAGAGAAACCCCACUGCUGCACUGUGUGCAAUAAGAGUUUUUUCUAUCUCAGUGAUCUUAAGCGACAUCAGAAAAUCCACACAGAAGAGAGACCCCACUGCUGCAACGAGUGUGGGAAGAGCUUUACCACAUUAGGUAGCCUUAAAUAUCAUCAAAGCGUCCACACCAAAGAAAAACCAUUUGCUUGUGAGCAGUGUGGAAAGUGCUUCUCCCUGAAGGGCCAUCUUAAAACUCACCAGGUGACUCACACAGGAGAGAAACCCUUCACUUGCGAGCAGUGUGGGAAGAGCUUUGCCCAUCGUUAUCAUCUUAAAAGCCACCAAACGGUCCACACAGGAGAGAAACCCUUCACUUGUGAGCAGUGUGGAAAGUGCUUCUCCCUGAAGAGCAAUCUUAAAAUUCACCAGAGUGUCCACCCAGGAGAGAAACCCCACUGCUGCACUGUGUGCAAUAAGAGUUUUUUCUAUCACAGUGUUCUUAAGCGACAUCAGAAAAUCCACACAGCAGAGAGACCCCACUGCUGCAACGAGUGUGGGAAGAGCUUUGCCACAUUAGGUAGCCUUAAAUAUCAUCAAAGCGUCCACACCAAAGAAAAACCAUUUGCUUGUGAGCAGUGUGGAAAGUGCUUCUCCCUGAAGGUCCGUCUUAAAACUCACCAGGUGACUCACACAGGAGAGAAACCCUUCACUUGCGAGCAGUGUGGGAAGAGCUUUGCCCGUCGUUAUCAUCUUAAAAUUCACCAGGGUGUCCACACUGGAGAGAAACCCCACUGCUGCACUGUGUGCAAUAAGAGUUUUUUCUAUCCUAGUCUUCUUAAGCGACAUCAGAAAAUCCACACAGGAGAGAGACCCCACUGCUGCAACGAGUGUGGGAAGAACUUUACCACAUUAAGUAGCCUUAAACAUCAUCAAAGCGUCCACACCAAAGAAAAACCAUUUGUUUGUGAGCAGUGUGGAAAGUGCUUCUCCUCUAAGAGUCAUCUUAAAACUCACCAGGUGACUCACACAGGAGAGAAACCCUUCACUUGCGAGCAGUGUGGGAAGAGCUUUGCCCGUCGUCAUCAUCUUAAAAUUCACCAGAGUGUCCACACAGGAGAGAAACCCCACUGCUGCAACGAGUGUGGAAAGACCUUUGCCCACCUAUCAAAUCUUAAAUCUCACCAAAAGGUCCACAGCGGGGGGAACACCGUUCAGUUGCACACGGUGCAGCAGGAGUUUCUCCCAGAAUCACACUCUUCAGAGACACGUGCUUUCUCACAAUCAGGACUCCAGAUUAACGACGUCCCAAUGUCCCAGGGUGAUAAAUAAUGUGUUCGGCAUGAACUGAUAUCAUUCCCAGGACACCUUUUUGACAAAAAGUUAAUGCCGGUUGAUUUUAUUUGCCCAUAUGUGUAUUGCUAUUUAUUGUUUAGCGCCAUUGGUGCACCUAGGUACACAUCCAUCCAUUAUCUUAACCCACUUAUCCUGAACAGGGUAGCAGGGGGGCUGGAGCCUAUCCCAGCAUACAUUGGGCGAAAGGCAGGAAUACACCCUGGACAGGUCGCCAGUCCAUCGCAGGGCACUCGCACCUAUGAGCAAUUUAGACUCUCCAAUCAGCCUAACCUGCAUGUCUUUGGACUGUGGGAGGAAACAGGAGUACCCGGAGGAAACCCUCACAGACACGGGGAGAACAUCCGAACUCCACACAGAGAGGCCCCGGCCAACGGGGAUUCGAACCCAGGACCUCCUUGUUGUGAGGCGGCAGUGCUGCCCACUGCACCAUCCAUGCCACCCGUAGGUACACAUACUAUAGUUAUUUACGACGGUAAGACUGUUUUAGGCUGUCGGUGUGGAUACAAAAUUUGGAAACACCUCUGGAAAUUACCAACGAGAACAACUAUGACGAGAAUAAAUACAUGUAUAGCUAUAUAUACAACAUUAAGUAGAAUAAACGUAUGAAUUAUAAUUUAUGGUAACUGAAAAUACAGUCAUACAACACUACAUGAUGUUGCUCUGCGAUGAGUUGCCAACAACAUAGCCCUAACAAUUUGCUUUUUAAAUGUACACAAUUUUGUUUUUUUUACUAUAAAAAUACGAAAAGUAUUCUUUUUUCAUAUACAAACAAACAUCCAAAUGUCCUUAUCCAAAUUUGAAAGCAUUUUUAAAAAUUAAUUUCUCGCAGAGAUGCUCAGAUGUUUUGACCCGGAAGUCUAGAGAACGCUAAUGAACCAUAGAUCUUUCCAGUGGGAAUGACAGCACGCCUAUCUGAGGCCUAAUGGAUACAACGCUAUCAUGUGAUUGUGUACUUUGUUCUGUGCCUGCUUGCAUGUAGUUUCAGUUAUGUUUGUUGUCUUAAUAGGCCACAGAAGAAGAUUUCUGGAGCUUCUUAUUCGCUUCAUUAAAGAGAUUUGGCUUUGGAGAGUCAUUCAGUGGAUUAAAAUCCUAUAUUA
Molecule: messenger RNA, 3317 nt
Organism: Conger conger (European conger)
Lineage: Eukaryota; Metazoa; Chordata; Actinopteri; Anguilliformes; Congridae
Product: oocyte zinc finger protein XlCOF6-like
Exons: 1
Coding region: 196-2196 (666 amino acids)
Biological process (GO): negative regulation of transcription by RNA polymerase II
Molecular function (GO): DNA-binding transcription repressor activity, RNA polymerase II-specific
Source: RefSeq, a predicted model, not a curated record